UGUGAUUAUGAAAAUAGAUUAAGGUAAUUUUUUUAACAAAAAUUUGGUUUGUUUAAAGAAAAAUCCUUUCAAUUGUGCGUUUGGGUAAGAAAAAUAAUGAAAAAGGGUGUGUUUUUGGGGAGUGAGCACGUGGCGAUGUAUGGUGGUGCGCCCAUGUAAGCUGCAAUGUAGUUUUAGAGGGGUAUACGAUAUACCGAAUAAGCUUUCAAUCCAGUCUAUCGUGGCGGGAUGGGACUUACUUCCAUCUUGGUUCAGAUUCUUUAGUAAGAAGCCGGCUAAAUAAGUGAGUUAAAAUAGAACGGAAAAAUUUAAAAAUAAAUCGCUUAGUUUAUAAAGUUACAAUGUGUUAGCUGGCCAUACGAGAAUAAAUAUUAUAACCCGGAAUGAAUUAGGUAUGAUGUAUUUAAGUGUAGGUUUUAUCCAAUCUUGCUAGUCUAGUAUGAGAGAAUGGCGAGUACCACCUAUACCAAACUCAUUAUGAAAAUCCGCAUUUUAAUUGAAAACUUUGGAGAUUAUGAAAUGUAGUAAUGCUGAUAAAUUUUUCUAGAAUAGCGAAAUUGUUCAUAGAACAAGUUUGUAACGAAGGAAGCAGACCUUAUGCGCGACAAUUUGUAAAUAAUAAAGUGCUUUACAAGACAAUGGCCGUACCUAGUCGAGCUAGAGUGUACUCUGAUGUUAAUUCUCAUAAACCCAGGGAAUAUUGGGACUAUGAAAGUUACGUUGUGGAUUGGGGCCAGCAAGAUGAUUAUCAGUUGGUUAGGAAGCUAGGACGAGGAAAAUAUAGUGAAGUAUUUGAAGCUAUUAAUGUAACAAAUAAUGAAAAAUGUGUAGUUAAAAUAUUAAAGCCUGUAAAAAAGAAGAAAAUAAAACGAGAAAUAAAAAUAUUAGAAAAUUUAAGAGGUGGUACAAAUAUAAUAACAUUAGAAGCUGUUGUUAAAGAUCCUGUAUCUAGGACACCUGCUUUAAUAUUUGAACAUGUCAACAACACUGAUUUCAAGCAGCUUUAUCAAACUCUCACAGAUUUUGAUAUUCGUUAUUAUUUGUAUGAACUACUAAAAGCUUUGGAUUACUGCCAUAGUAUGGGUAUUAUGCAUAGGGAUGUAAAGCCACACAAUGUUAUGAUUGACCAUGAAAAUAGAAAAUUACGUCUGAUUGACUGGGGCUUAGCUGAAUUUUACCAUCCUGGACAAGAAUAUAAUGUUAGGGUUGCUUCCAGAUACUUUAAAGGUCCUGAGCUUCUUGUAGACUAUCAGAUGUAUGACUAUUCUUUGGACAUGUGGUCUUUGGGAUGUAUGCUGGCUUCGAUGAUUUUUAGAAAGGAGCCAUUUUUCCAUGGUCAUGAUAAUUAUGAUCAGUUAGUCCGUAUAGCAAAAGUUUUAGGUACAGAAGAGCUUUUUGAGUACCUUGAUAAAUACCAUAUAGAGCUAGAUCCAAGAUUUAAUGAUAUUUUAGGACGACACUCUAGGAAAAGGUGGGAACGUUUUGUUCAUAGUGAAAACCAACAUUUAGUAUCACCUGAAGCAUUAGAUUUUUUGGAUAAAUUACUACGUUACGAUCAUUUAGAACGCCUUACAGCACGUGAUGCUAUGGAACAUUCAUAUUUUUAUCCAGUUGUAAAAGAGCAGUGCAGAAUGAUGUCGACUGUUUCAUCGUCCCCUACUCCUUUGACAGGAGUGGGUGAGUAGCAAGCCGGAAAAAUAUCACUUUUAUCAUUUUAUCAGCUGUCAUAUUUUGCCAUACACCAUUUAAAAUAUUGUUUCAUAAUUUUUUUCCACUGUAUUUAGUCAACAAGAUAUAUAAAUAUCCAUUUUAUACAAAAAAACAUUUUCAUUUUGUUUUUCCAAGUAGUUUCAAAUGACUGGCGCUUACAGUUCGAUAUCAUUGUAUUAUUUUAUUUAUAUCUGCAAAAUUCUGUAUACAGAAAUAAUGUACAUUAACUAUUUUUUUUUUUUUUUUUAAUUUUAGUUGUUACCAUUUUUAGUAACAAAAGUUAUUUGAAAUUGUCAUUUUUCCCUGUGUAAUAUAUUGUUAAAAUUAUACUAUUAUUUAAUUAUAACUUUUACAAUUUAAAUCAGAAUUAUUAGUAGCUCAAAUUAAACUCAAUAAAUCUGUAAAUUCCACAUUUAAGCUACUAAUAAUCUGUCACUUAUGGGUAUGUCCCACUACUAUGGCAAGUCCAAUAACUAACUUAUUGUAAUAUUUAAGCGUUUUCCUUUGAAGUAAUGUAUUUCUUAAGACAAGUGUAUUUUGACGAAUUUUACCUAAAAAUAUUGGAUACACUGGAGAAGUUAAAACUCGAUGCUUUUAGUUUUUUCUGUCCCUUUGGACUCUCCUUGCCAUCACCUUAGUCUGUAUCUAGGACUUGGUGAUCAAGCAUGGUGGCACUGCCCUCCUUUGGGAUCAUUGUGUCACCAUUGAAGAGUUCUACUUCAUAAUCAUUCACUGUGUCAACACAUACAUCACCACAUUAAAUUUUUAAAUGUCUACUCUCAAAUCGCUACAAGAGACCAGUAAUGUAGAAAAUUAAUGGAAGUAUAUAUGUGCUUUACUAGAAGUAGGUGAACUUGGAACACAACUGUGUUUCAUAUAAAAUAAUGGCAAUCACCGUUAAGAGUUGCCAUGUUUCAUUGUCUAAUUAAGGUUAUCAAUCGGGAUCAUUGUAGACCUACAACCAUGUGGAAUUCUAAAUAACACUAAUAAGCCUAGUAUUGAUGCUUUGGAAACCUCUACAAAGGCAUUUCUUUAUUGAAAUGUAUCUUUUAGUAGGUGGUGCCAAAUUUAGCUAUAAUUCAGACUGAAACUCAUAUCUGUAUUUGAAAAAAAAAUAAUUAAAAGCGAAAAUGAUCGUUAAUUUUAAUUAUAAUUGGAGUAUUUUGCAUGUAAAUACCUGUUUGUAUAACGUGCUUUCAUUUACAGGUUGAGACCAGAGGUUGAUCACUGACCUUUAUUCUUUAGCACUGCCAUUCAUACCAUGAUUAUAUGAUUAUUUUGAAAGAUAAACCUGUUUUGAAGCCACCUGAAAUCAAAAAUGACCUGGACAAAUCAGGCUACUUUAGGUUAAAACAUUUUUUUUAUAUAACAUUCCUUUUAUUGCAUUGUGUAUUUGAUAAUAAAUAGCUAACCUUAUAAAAUAAAGAAUUUUUUGAAUUUUUGAAAAACACUAAAAUUGUGAUAUUGGAACCCAAAUUUACUAUAAAUGUUCCUUUUCAUAAUUUUAUGGGAUUAUCUUUGUAAAAUAUUACCAGUGUUUUUUAAAAUUACUGUAUUUGUAUAUUAAAAUAAUGGCUUUAUUGGAGUUUGCUACAAUAAUGGGACAUCCGGUAUAGAAUAAUAUAUCAAUUAAAAUUGGAGACAAGUUUAUGUAAUUUAUGUUUAUGAUAAAUGUAAUAAAUAAAUAAAUAUGGUACUGUACAACUCUUACUGUACAAAGUAAUAAAAAUCUUUUGUAUAUUUUAUGAAUUAAAUCAAAUACCACCGUGAUUAUGUAUAAUCUUAAGUUUUCCAAAAAAAAGUGUUAUCACAUCGUUUAAGCAACAAAAUGUUUGACAACCUAAUUAAAAUGAUCAAUAAAUUGUUAAGUUCUGAC
This is a messenger RNA of Psylliodes chrysocephalus, 3586 nucleotides long. The record is from the annotation of a GenBank genome assembly. Lineage: Eukaryota; Metazoa; Arthropoda; Insecta; Coleoptera; Chrysomelidae.